This is a messenger RNA of Tachyglossus aculeatus (Australian echidna), 12532 nucleotides long. RefSeq names its product E1A-binding protein p400-like. The transcript is spliced from 54 exons. The record is from RefSeq and is a predicted model, not a curated record. NCBI's taxonomy places the organism in Eukaryota, Metazoa, Chordata, Mammalia, Monotremata, Tachyglossidae. Gene Ontology annotation, molecular function: ATP-dependent chromatin remodeler activity; ATP binding. The coding region runs from base 111 to 9467 and encodes 3118 amino acids.
CGGACAGACAGAGGGGCUGAGGGGAGGCCUCCUUUGCCAAAAUCAGGCCUUCUCACUGCAGGUGGUGGUGAUUACUAGAGGUAGCAUUGAGUUGACAAAAGGGGGUGAUAAUGCACCAUGGCAGCGGUCCUCAGAAUGUCCAGCAUCAGCUCCAGCGGUCCAGAUCCUUCACAGGCAGUGAGGGAGAAGAGCAGCAGUCACACCCAAAUUUACCCCAGUCCCCUGCCGCUCCGUUCGCUCCUUCGGCCUGCCCGUCCGCUCCCCAGUCACCCAGUUACCAAAUUCAGCAACUUAUGAGUAGAAGUCCAGUAGCCGGUCAGAAUGUGAACCUUUCACUGCAGAACGUGGGACCGGUAGUUGGAGGAAGCCAGCAGAUCACCCUGACCCCUUUGCCCAUCCCCAACCCCACCUCGCCGAGUUUCCAGUUCAGCCCUCAGCCGAGGCGGUUCGAGCACGGAUCCCCGUCCUACAUUCAAGUGGCCUCACCGUUGCCCCAGCAGGUCCGGCCUCAGAGCCCAACCCAGCCGAGCGCGGGGCCGGGGCCGACGCUGCCCGGGGUCCGGGCCGGCCCCUCCGGCCCCGGCCUGGGGCUGUGCGGCCCGAGCCCCGCCGGAGGAUUCGUGGACGCUAGCGUGCUCGUGCGACAGAUCGGCCUGAGCCCUUCGAAUGGCGGGCAUUUCGUGUAUCAGGAAGGGUCGGGCAUCGCCCAGAUCGCCCAAGGAACGCAGGUACAGCUCCAGCACACGGGCACCCCGAUGACUGUCCGAGAGCGCAGACUUUCGCAGCCUCACGCACAGACUGGUGGCACCGUUCAUCACCUUGGACCCCAGAGCCCGGCCACCGGCGGUGCCGGUAUCCAGCCUCUGUCUGGCUCGAGCCAUAUCACAGCGACUAACUUGCCUCCGCAGAUCAGCAGUAUUAUCCAAGGACAGCUGAUACAACAUCAACAAGUUCUUCACGGCCAGCAGUUGAGCAGACCCAUGGGAUUUGAUAGGACUUCAGGUGGAUUGAUAGCCGGGGUCGGAGGGUCUUCAUUUGGAAUGACAUCGCCACCCCCACCCACGAGCCCUUCUCGGGUUGCCGUCCCGCAGGGUCUUUCCAGUCUUCCUCUUACUCCCGCAGCGAGUGUGGGAGUGAAAAAACAACCUAAAAAACUAGACGAGAUUCCGCCGGCUUCUCAAGAAAUGGCCCAAAUGAGAAAGCAGUGCUUGGACCAUCACCACAAAGAGAUGGAUGCCCUGAAAGAAUCCUUUAAGGAAUGUUUGAUCGAACUCUUUUUCUUACAACACUUCCAAGGGAAUAUGAUGGAUUUCUUAGCUUUUAAGAAGAAGCACUGUGUACCCUUACAAGCGUAUCUGAGGCAGAAUGAUUUGGAUUUUGAGGAAGAAGAGGAGGAGAAGUCUGAGGUUAUCAAUGACGAGGUAAAGGUUGUGACAGGAAAGGAUGGGCAGACUGGUACUCCUGUUGCAAUAGCAACCCAGCUUCCUCCAAAUGUUUCUGCUGCUUUUCCAUCCCAGCAGCAACCGUUUCAGCAGCAAACGCUCCCAGGGAAUCUUAUAGCAGGGGCUACCACUUCCUCGGAAAGCGAGCCAGUUAAACGACAGCAAGUAUUAACUCCGGCAGAACAGUCAAAGAGGCCACGACUUGAGGUGGGGCAUCAUGGGGCAGUGUUCCAACAUCCCGCGGUGGCUACAGUAGUUCCGCUUCAGCAGUUAAUGCCAACAGCACAAGGUGGAAUGCCUCCCACUCCUCAAGCCGGACAGCUGACUGGACAGAAACAAAGCCAGCAGCAAUAUGACCCUUGUAAAGGUCCUCCUGUGCAGAACGCUGCGAGCUUACACACUCCCCCGCCUCAGCUCCCAGGGAGGCUGCAACCUGCCAACGUCCCGGUAACGUCUGUCCCGGCCGGCCUGCAGCCUCCGCAGCAGCAGCUGCCGGCAGUCGAGUCUCAGGCACCGCCCCAGGUUCAGGCGAAGGCCCAGCAGCCGACCGUCCCCGUUCCUGCCGCUCCCCCAAAUCAGCCCUCUGCUCCGCUUCAGCAGCCUGCCCAGCCAGCACUCCAUGCCCAGAUGCAAGCAAAAUCCCAAAUGCAGGUGGCCCCGCAUCAAACGCCGCCCCAGCUUCAGACUGUGGCGUUAACGAGAUCGCCCGCGGAUACCGUCCAGCCCUGCCAGCGUUCUGCUUCCAGUUCUCUGUCUACCUCAUCCUCCACACCAGCAAGCCUGUCGGGCCCGGCCCCUCCGCCCGCACGCUCGUCUCCGGUUAACAAGCCCUCCCCGACAACCAACAAGUCGGCGUCUCCGGUCGCGUCCCGGUCGCCUGGAGCGACCGGGGCCACCAACCCCAAGCCGCAGAGCCCCGCACACAAUGCAGCAGCUCAGCUCCAGGACAGUUCUCCAGAUAAGCUGGCUGAACAAGUUACAUUGGAAAAUCAAAUCCAUCAACGAAUAGCAGAACUGAGGAAGGAAGGUUUGUGGUCUCUGAAGCGACUGCCAAAACUUCAGGAGGCUCCAAGACCCAAAUCUCACUGGGAUUAUCUUUUGGAGGAAAUGCAGUGGAUGGCGACUGAUUUUGCUCAAGAGAGAAGGUGGAAAAUGGCAGCAGCCAAGAAGCUUGUUAGAACCGCAGCUCGCUAUCACGAAGAGAAGAAACUGCUUGAAGAAAGAGGCAGGAAAGAGGAGCAAAAUCGAUUAAGACGAAUAGCUGCUUCCACUGCUAGAGAAAUUGAGUAUUUUUGGUCAAAUAUUGAACAGGUUGUGGAAAUAAAACUGCAGAUAGAGUUAGAAGAGAAAAGGAGAAAAGCCUUAAAUUUACAGAAAAUUUCCAAAAGAGAUUCAAGGCCUAAGGAGCAUCUUGCUAUAUCAGAAAAUUUUGUGGAUUCGGCAAAAUCUGGAAGGAAAAGAAAAGCUAGCACGUCUCUAACUGAUGAUGAAGUGGAAGAUGAAGAGGAAACAAUUGAAGAACAAGAGUCGAAUGAGGGGAAUAUAGACCAUCAAGCAGAACUGACUAAUUUAGCCAAAGAAGCUGAAUUACCUCUGGGUGACUUGAUGAAAUUAUAUGAAGGUGCCUUUACUCAAACUGUUCAAUGGACCCAAGUUAAGCCUGACAGUGAAGAGACCAGUGAAGAAGAUGUGGAAGAUACUGCAGGUGAUAGAGAGAGCCCUCAGAAGGAAGUGGUUCUUAUAGAUUCACUUCUGAGCAUCGAUCAGUUUAAAAGCGCCGAAAGAACAAAUAUCGGAAGGCCCAACACGAGAGAUAUUGCCGAGGUGGCUGCAACGGCGGAGAUCCUGUUACCUAAAGGCAGCGCUCGUAUCACGACAGCGGUGAAGUUUAAUACUCCCUCUCUGUUGUACGGAACACUUCGAGAGUAUCAGAAGAUUGGAUUAGACUGGUUGGCUAAACUCUACAAAAAGAAUCUUAAUGGCAUUUUAGCGGACGAGGCUGGGCUUGGUAAAACUGUGCAGAUCAUUGCCUUUUUUGCACAUUUAGCGUGUAAUGAAGGAAACUGGGGACCUCACCUCGUUGUCGUGCGGAGUUGUAACAUAUUAAAAUGGGAGCUGGAAUUGAAGCGCUGGUGUCCUGGGUUAAAAAUACUUCUGUACUUUGGCAGCCAUAGAGAACUUAAAGCCAAGAGACAGGAAUGGACUGAACCCAACAGCUUCCAUGUUUGCAUCACCUCCUAUAAACAGUUCUUUAAAGGACACCAAGCGUUCACAAAAGUGAGGUGGAAAUACUUGGUUGUUGAUGAGAUGCAGCAAAUAAAGAACAUGACCGAAAAGCAUUGGGAAGCACUUUUCAAUCUACGCAGCCAACACCGUUUGCUUCUGAUAGACGCUCCUUUGCACAACACCCUGAUGGAGCUGUGGACCAUGGUGCACUUUUUAAUACCAGGAAUUUCCAGACCCUAUCUGGACUUCCCAGUGAAAGCAGCUAAUGAGGAAAACCAGGAUUACUACCAUAAAGUGGUCAUAAGAUUGCACAGAAUGACUCAACCGUUUAUCUUGAGAAGAACUAAAAGGGAUGUUGAAAAGCAGCUUGCAAAGAAAUAUGAACAUGUGUUGAAGUGUCGCCUUUCUAACAGGCAAAAGAUGUUGUAUGAAGAUGUUAUAGUGCAGCCCCGAACACAAGAAGCUCUUAAAAGUGGACAUUUUGUCAAUGUCCUUCAUAUCUUAAUGAAGCUGCAAAAGAUAUGUAAUCACCCCGCUCUAAUAGAUCCCAGACUUCCUGGCUCCUCUUAUGUAGCAGAAACAUUGGAAUAUAGAUCUGCUGCUUUGAUUUUAAAGGCUUUGGAGUUUGAUAUUUGGAAGGAGGCAGACCUUUCUCUAUUUGAUUUGAUUGGAUUAGAAAGCAAAGUGACACACUAUGAAGCCCAAGUCCUAGCAAAGAAAAAGGUGACCCGCAAGCUUAUUGAAGAAAUCUUCAGUUCCCCAUCUCCUCCAGCCAGACUCAACCCAGUCAAGCUUAAACCAAGCAGGUUGUUUCAGCCCGUUCAAUAUGGGCAGAAGCCCGAGGGGAAGACUGUAGCUUUCCCAAGUUCACAGGCAUCCCGUUCAGUGAGCACCACGGCAGCUACAGUAAGCCCUCAGGGUCAAGUUCGAGGAAGGUCUCCCAUUGCCACGUUCUCAGCAAAUCAGGACACAAAAGCGGCCGCAGCCCCGUUUCAGCCACCUCAGGCCUCUACCAGUGCUCCGAGACCACAGCCACCAGCGACCUUCAGCACAGCAACUAGCACAGCCAAUCCUGUGAAACAGCGGGGUCAGAUCACUACCCAGGCCUCCCACCUAGGCCAGACCCAGCCUCAGGCCCCCUCCCACACCAUCCAACAGAGUGUGCUGCCCCAGAGGCUGGUACUGACCUCUCAGGCCCAGGCACGGUUGCCUAGUGGUGAAGUAGUAAAAAUUGCCCAGUUGGCUUCCAUAGCGGGAACACAAAGUAGAGUCGCUCAGCCAGAGACCCCCGUGACACUGCAGUUUCAAGGGAAUAAGUUUACGUUGUCACAUAGCCAGCUGAGACAGCUCACUGCGGGCCAGCCUCUCCAGCUGCAAGGCAGUGUUCUUCAGAUUGUCUCUGCCCCAGGCCAGCAAUAUUUGCGCCCUCAAGGGCCGGUUGUGAUGCAGACAGUGUCUCAGGCUGGAGCCGUCCAAAACGCUCUCAACGCAUUGGGGAAUAAGCAACAAGCAAAUGUUCCGAGUUCUCCCGCGGUGACCCCACAAGUUGGUGUUCCAGGUAGAAGUGCAGUUACUACCCUGACAUCAGGGGACUCUGGAUUAAUAUCAAAAUCUGCCCCUUCUAUUGGAGGCCAAACACAGGAGGAAAAGACCCGACUUCUGAAGGAGCGCCUGGACCGAAUAUAUUUUGGCAAUGAACGGCGCUGUACCCGGGUUCCGGUCUAUGGCCGAGACUUGUUAGGAAUUUUUUCCCUGUUUGGUGAAAAAAAGAUGCCUCAACCUGGAUUAUCCAGCAGAAAUCAAUGGAGGUGGGCUGGACUGGUGAACUGUUGCCUCUCAGCAUUAAGAAGCCCAAAUGAUCCCUUGCAGUGUCUGAUUUUGACAUCGGAUCAACGAAAAGAAUCCCUCCAGGAUGCUAUGAACAGGGUGGGUUGUGUGCUUCCUGCUGUGGUAGCUGCACCGCCUCGUAUGAGUGUAGCCAAACCUCCCGCUUCAUACAGCCACAGAAUGAAACUCUUCAGGCAUCGCCUCAAAGAACAAGCAGCUCCUCACUUACAACAGUUACGGCAGAUGACAGCUCUGCGUUCAUUGCAGUUUCCUGACCUCAGGCUGGUGCAGUACGAUUCAGGAAAGUUGGAAGCCCUGGCCGUGUUGCUUCAGAAGCUGAAAUCUGAGGGACGCCGGGUGCUGAUUUUAUCACAGAUGGUGCUAAUGUUAGACAUUUUAGAGAUGUUCUUAAACUUCCAUUAUCUCACCUAUAUCAGAGUGGAUGAAAAUGCUAACGGCGAACAGCGCUUGGAAUUGAUGAAGAGUUUCAAUAGAGAUAAAAGAAUAUUUUGUGCCAUCAUUUCAACGCACAGUCGUUCUGCUGGUGUAAAUCUUGUAGAAGCGGAUACGGUUGUAUUUUAUGACAAUGAUUUAAAUCCAGUGAUGGAUGUAAAGGCUCAAGAGUGGUGUGAGAGAAUCGGGAGAUGCAAGGACAUUCACAUCUACAGGCUAGUGAGUGGCAAUUCUAUAGAAGAGAAACUGUUGAAAAAUGGAACAAAGGAUCUGAUCAGAGAAGUAGCCGCUCAGGGAAAUGAUUAUUCCAUGGCAUUUUUAACACAGCAAACGAUUCAAGAGCUAUUUGAGGUUUAUUCCCCUAUGGAGGACUCUGGUUUUCGUGUGAAAGCUGAGGAAUUUGUGGUACUUUCUCAGGAGCCCUCCCCAGCAGAAACCAUUGCACCCAAGAUCGCAAGACCUUUUAUAGAGGCUCUGAACAGCAUUGAAUCUCUGGAGGAUGAUCCAAAAAGCUCUUCAGAGGAGGCAGUGACCGAGUCGCAUCCUGAUAUCUUAUCUUCCGACUUAGCUGAUUCAAAAGUUAAAGAGGAACCUUCACAGUUAGAUGAAUUUGCUGACUUUAUGGAACAGCUCACACCAAUUGAGAAAUAUGCUCUGAAUUACCUGGAACUAUUUCAUACUUCUGUUGAUCAGGAAAAGCAGAGAGAUGCUGAGGAGGUAGCAAAGGUUUCCAAGGAGUGGGAAUCAAAAAACGUUAAGAUCCUCAAAGAAAGGGAAGCCAAAAUGCUUAUGGAAGAGGAGGAAGAAUUGUUGACCUAUACCAGAGAAGAUGCCUAUAACAUGGAAUAUGUCUAUGAAGAUCCAGAUGGACAGGCAGAAACGAUGCCACUUUGGACUCCACCAACCCCACCUCAGGAUGAUAACGAUAUCUACAUCGAUUCUGUUAUGUGUUUGAUGUAUGAAAAUAUCCCUAUUCCAGAGUCUAAGCUGCCUCCUGUGUAUGUGAGGAAGGAGCGAAAGCGACACAAAACAGAUCCCUCAGACAGCCCCCCUGUUCUAGCUGCAGGUAGGAAGAAGAAACAGCGGCACGGGGAAGUGGUCAUCCCUCCUCGAUCGUUGUUCGACCGGGCGACUCCGGGGAUGUUGAAGAUGCGCCGCGAGGGCAAAGAGCAGAAGAAGAACAUCCUGCUGAAACAGCAAACCCAAUUCGCCAAGCCUUUGCCAACGUUUGUGAAGCCGGCCACGGAGGCCGGGCAGGACAACCCAGAGUGGCUCAUUAGUGAAGACUGGGCGUUGCUACAGGCCGUGAAGCAGUUGCUCGAACUCCCUUUAAACCUCACCAUCCUGUCACCGGCCCACACCCCCAACUGGGAUCUCGUUAGCGACGUCGUUAAUUCUUGCAGCCGAGUGUACCGCUCUUCCAAACAGUGCCGCAACCGAUAUGAGAACGUCAUCAUUCCGAGGGAAGAAGGGAAGAGUAAAAAUAACCGCCCUCUACGUACCAGCCAGAUCUACGCCCAAGAUGAGAAUGCAACACACACUCAGCUGUACACGAAUCACUUUGAUUUAAUGAAAAUGACUGCCGGAAAGCGAAGUCCCCCAAUCAAGCCCUUACUUGGCAUGAACCCUUUCCAGAAGAACCCAAAGCACGCUUCGGUGCUGGCGGAAAGUGGAAUCAACUAUGACAAACCCCUGCCUCCGAUUCAGGUUGCGUCCCUGCGUGCAGAGCGAAUUGCAAAAGAGAAAAAGGCUUUGGCUGAGCAGCAGCGGGCACAGCAGCAGACAGGCCCACAGCCUCCCCAGCAACCAGCUGGGCAGCAAUCAUCAGGACAGCCAGCCGCGCAACCACAACCCCCAGCCCAACCUCAAGUGGUUCAGCAGCAGCAGCCAAAGGUGCAGACUGCAAUAACCACUGUGGCCAACACUGCAGUACUGGCUGGUGCAAUUAAAUCAACAGUUACUGGAACAAGCAUACCGACUGGUACAGUUAGCGGCAACGUUAUAGUGAAUACAAUAGCUGGGGUCCCUGCCGCCACCUUUCAGUCUAUUAACAAACGUCUUGCGUCGCCUGUAGUGCCUGGAACUUUGACAGCUUCCGGGGGGGCGGCCCCGGCCCAGGUGGUCCACCCCCAGCAGCGAACGGUUACCACUCCCACCGCCUCCACCGAACUGGUGCCGAUAGCGUCCACCCAGGGGGUCCGAGCCGUCACCUCGGCCCCCGCCCCGGCGGUGGUGACCACCAACCUCACCCCCGUCCAGACCCAGACGAGGUCUCUUGUGACGCAGGUGACUCAAGCGACGGGAGUACAGCUUCCUGGCAAGACCAUCAGCCCUGCCCACUUCCAGCUUCUCCGGCAGCAACAGCAGCAGCAGCAGCAACAGGCCACGCAGGUGCAAGUCCCACAACUCCAGGGCCAGGCCCAGUCUCCCGCCCAAAUCAAAGCCGUGGGGAAGUUAACGCAGGAGCAGCUGAUCAAAUUGCAGAAGCAGAAACUGCAGGUCCCCCAGCAGCAGGCACCUCAACAGCAGACUCAGCCAGCCACCCAACAACAAGCGACACAAGUUCAAGUGCAACAACAGCAACAACAACAACAACAGCAGCAGCAGCCGCCGCAGCAGCAAACCCAACAACUCACUGCCGUCACAGCCCCCAGGCCUGGAGCUCUCCUCACGGGCACCACCGUUACUAAUCUCCAGGUUGCUCGUCUCACUCGUGUUCCUACUUCCCAGCUGCAAGCACAAGGGCAGAUCCAGGCCCAAACAACUCAGACUGCUCAAGUCGCUCUGGCAAAGCCUCCGGUUGUGUCCGUUCCGGCGGCCGUCGUGUCAUCGGCUGGGGUCACGACGCUCCCCGUCAAUGUCGCUGGCAUCAGUGUUGCGAUUGGGCAGCCCCAGAAAGCAGCAGGGCAGACAGUGGUGGCACAGCCCCUGCACGUCCAGCAGCUUUUGAAACUCAAACAACAAGCCGUCCAGCAGAAAGCCAUCCAACCCCAAGUGGCUCAAGGGCAAGCCACGGUGCAGCCCAAGAUCACUGCGCAACAGGUCACUGCCCAAGGCCAGCAACAGAAAGUAACAUACGCCACGCAACCAGCGAUAAAAACUCAGUUUCUCACCACACCUAUUUCUCAGGCUCAGAAACUGGCGGGAACGCAGCAAGUGCAGACACAAAUACAAGUUGCAAAGCUUCCCCAAGUAGUCCAACAGCAAACAACUGUAGCCAGUAUUCAGCAAGUGGCCUCUGCUUCUCAACAGGCUUCACCACAGACCGUGACACUCUCCCAGGCAACAGCUGCCGGCCAGCAAGUACAGAUGAUCCCCGCAGUGACUGCCACAGCUCAGGUGGUUCAACAGAAACUCAUCCAGCAGCAAGUCGUAACUACAGCGGCCCCACAACUGCAGAUUCCAGGUGUUCCGAAUCCCGCGCAGGUGCCGGCCAACUCCGAUGCUCAGAAUCAGCAGGCCAAACUGCAAAUGAGGAUGCCAGCUGUCCGAUUAAAGGCACCCACGAAACCCAGUUGAGCCACUGAUUCAAUUCAAAAAGCAGACCGGCAAGGCAAAACAGGCCUAUCCUUUACAUUUCUUCGUCAAAAGACAGAAAACUACCUUCGGUGAAGAAACGGUAUUUAUUCCUGGUCCCUGGAACAGUAGCUUGCAAACCACUCAGCAUAUGGAAAGCUCUAACCGAAAUAAAAGUAGUCGAACAGUUUAUUAAAGUAAAAUGCAUCUUACUCCGAAAGCAGUGAUCCUUCUUGUGCUGAAUGUCUCUUUCUUUAAGUUGAACGACUAAUUGAAACAAUGACAGCGGUAAUCGGAACUCUUCAUAAAUCAUUUCGGUGUUGUCUCCGGAGCAAUAGGACUUGCAUAGAUAGCCAUGCAGUUGAAUUUCACUUUAUUUGUAUAGAAUUUCGCAUAUUUCAUUGGCAAAUUGAAAUGUGCAGUCAGUCCCCAAACAGGAAUGUCUUUUUUUAAAGCUUAAAAAAACCUUGAUGAAGUCUGACAGUUUAAUUCUUUCUACUUAGAAAGACCACCGUCCUUACCUGAAAAGGGAAUAGGUAAUGUGAACCAAUUGUAAUUGAAUUUUCAUUCCAAAGAAUACGGACGUGAAUUCAUUUUUCUCUUGAUGUGUGAUUUGUUUUCAAAGAAAACAGAAUUGUUUUAAAAGAAUGUUUAUUAGCGAUAUACAUCUAAAUACAUAAUGGAUGUGUUCCCUUGGUUUUGAAUAGUGUCUUCUGGCAUAUUAAAUGCAGGGUGUUCAACAGGUGAGUCAUCUGGUUUUCGUUACCUUUUUAACCAUCAGGCUAAUUUAAGAUAGGAACAUUGUACGAGGGUGAGUUCGGGUGCAUUGUCCCUCUUCCUGGGUAUAAUUUACAGGUAAAAUAGCUUCUUUAAUAAAUAGUGAGAGAGAUAUGAAAGAGAAUGAAAGAGCGUACCUCACUUGCACAGCUCCUAUAUAUCUGUGGUCCGUGUUUUGAGGACAUGAAAGAUGUGUUGCACUAAAUAGUCAAUCUGAAGAUGAAUGUGAACCACAGAGAUGUACCAAAUAUACCGUUAACUGAAAAUAGGUAGCAAGUUGUAACACGUUUGGUUUUAAACAUCUACACGUGUGCUGGAAUUUUAAAGUAAACGGACUUUGCGGCAGCUUUACCGUCUCAUUUGGUUUCUUGAGUUUCACAAAUGACAAAAUCGUAUUUGCUGGCUCCGCGUCAUUUGUGGAACUAUUUGAAGUUUAGAAGACUCCAUCUGUACUCAAGGUAGUUUUUUUUUUUUAAUGAAGGCAGGUGAUGAGUGUAACUUCAGAUAAAUACGUUGGUUGAAAAUGGCUUCUCACCCGCAAGUUGUUUGCCUUAUAUUUAAUCACUGAGAAGAAAAGUGAAAUGUUAAAACGACUCCCUUGUUGGUUAGACUUUGUCACCUCUGCCCCCCCUGAAGACAAUAGAGUGAACUAGGUUUAUUCUUCCAUUAUGGGUUUCAAUAAAUCAGUGCUGUUGAGUGUCUAGUGUUCUGCAGGACACUGUACUAAGCACUCGGGAAAGUACAGUACAAUAGUUGUAGACCUAAUCCCUUCCCACGAGCAGCUUUCAGUGUACAGGGUGAGACAGACUUUAAAAUCAAUUACAGGUCUGUCGCCCCUUCAAACCACAGGUCUUAAUUUUUUGUUGAAAAAUCGGUUUCCCUCCCCCUUCUUGUGUAACUUUAGUUUUUUAAAAUGUUUCAUUUUAGGAAACUUUUUAAGAAAACCACUAUAUUCAGUUAUUGGUUAAAUCUAUGCAACUUGCAGAACUAGAUGAAGAAAAAGUGAAACUGGCCUGCUAACGUACUCCUCCUACUCUGGAGAAAAAUGGAAAAAAAAAGUUAAAUAGCAGAUAUAAAUAACUAAAAGGCUUGUUAAUCUGAGAGAGAGAAAAGCGCUUUUGUUGACCACUUUUUUGAGGCCCCAAAAUUUAAACUUACACAGUCCUGAUUUUGUUGUGCGUUAUGUCUGAGGCAAUACGGAAAGUUAAUUUCUUUGACUUUGCCGCCCAGUCAUCCUAGUCUGGUGGUUUUAUGAACUGGACUUCCAUAAUAGAACAUUAUUGCAACUGGAACCUGAAAUUACAGAAAUAUUCAAUCGUAAUUAUGUUGGAUUUGUUACCUUUGAUCUCUCUGGAUCUUAAUUGAGGGACAAAUGACCUUUUUUUUUUUUUACAAGAAAUACAUAUUGAGAGCAUUUAUUUUAGAAAAUCCUGAAAUGUGCCACACUGAUGCAUGCGUAGGGUUUAAUUUUCUGAUCCGUACAUCCGGAAUAGAAUUUUUGAACCAGUUAAAGAAAAUUUACAGAUUACCAAGAAAAGAGUUAUUUUUUUAUCAGCACCGAUCGGACCACGAAACCUCUUUCUGCUGUCUGUGAUUCAUUUCUAUCAUGAACUUCUCCGAUGUAACAGUUUAUGUGGUCGAACCUUUUGUACACAAAGAAUUAUAAUUGGAAAAGAUCUCUCUGCUCCAUUGCACGUGGACCAUGCAAGAGGAGGAAAUAUAUAUAUAAGACUCCACGGAUGUGAGUAGUUAACACAGUUGUUUGGGCAACUCUGCAUUUCCAAACUCCUGUGAGAGGUCCGGCCUCCCGUAUUUAUUAAGACAAACAAUGACGUUUGGUAAUGCCAUUCUGCAUUCCUUUCCAGAAAUAUACUAAUGCAUAUAUGGAAGGUAAAUUCAGGGCUUAUAAAAGUAAACGGCAGGCGAAGCCAUUGUGAGAUUUUAUUUUUAUUGAUCACGAUAGUCUGAGUUGCCCAGCUGUAUCCCAACAGAUCUUCCCUUUCCUUACGUCCAGAAUGUUUGAAAGCAUUCACUGGUGAAGCACAUUGGCCGCAUCCAAGCCCGGUUUGGAUUUGGAGCCUAGAGACAACGGUUUCCUUUUCACGAUUAAAACUGCUGGCUUUUGGGGUUGUUAACUCUUUUAACUGAUUAGCUGUUGUGUUUUAAAAGAUAAAGGAACGAGAUGAAAGUGUAAAUACUUUGUAAACAUAAACAUUUGUACUUGAAACGUAGGACUGUAAGGAGCAUUGGCAUCCUACCAAGCUAAAGAUAUAAUAAAGUGUCCUUUUUUA